Anopheles maculipalpis is the source of this 1209-nucleotide messenger RNA. RefSeq lists its product as uncharacterized. Gene Ontology annotation, cellular component: membrane. The transcript has 2 exons. Gene Ontology annotation, molecular function: ATPase activator activity. Gene Ontology annotation, biological process: membrane organization. NCBI's taxonomy places the organism in Eukaryota, Metazoa, Arthropoda, Insecta, Diptera, Culicidae. The coding region runs from base 1 to 1209 and encodes 402 amino acids. The record is from RefSeq and is a predicted model, not a curated record.
AUGGAAGUAUCCGGACCGAAAAGGCGCAAACCGCUGCGUACCUUACCCAGCCAACUCUCCUCACCCGAAAAGGAUGAUAUCAUAGCAAGCACGGUUGAGAUAUCGUACGAAGAACAGCAUUUAAAUUAUAGCCGCGAAGGUAGUGUGAAUCGUUCCCAAAAUACGUCCGUGCAGGAGAAAUCAAUCGAUCCGGGUGUUGCUGACGAAUGCACUGACGACGAUUCGGAACCUAGUCCGGAAAGGGAACGAAGUGUUUCGCCUCCUGUCUCGCGGGAAGAUAUAGAAAACUCGUUGAAGAAUUCCAGUAAAAAUCGUUCUGAAAAAAUGUCUACAAGGCGCAGAUCACCUUCAAACUUACAGUCCAACGGUCUUGAUUCCGACGUUUACACCGACGAUAUGGACCCCAUACCAGAAAACGAACCUACCAAGCGAAGAAAGAUACCGCCAUUGCGAAAAGCAUCGAUUUCUCCGGUUCCUGCACCGUUUUACAUGGAAUCCCUCCAAAAGCGGGAAACCACCACGAGCGGGAAUGAAUAUAUUGCCUAUGGAGUAAUAGUCGCUUUUUUGCUGUUAGUGCUAUUGGGCUACUUACAAGCCGACUUAAGAACAAAAGCUGCAACCAGUUGUAACCAUUUCCACGCACUCGAGAAACGCUACACAUCGUUCGAUGAAAGUCUUUGGUAUACAUUGAAUGCAACCGUGACCCGGGCAACGGCUGAUGUUGAGGAGCGUGAACCAGGAACCGUUCUGUUUCUUCACUACGGACGCACGGUUAUGCUAGACGGAUUUAUCAACAGCGUAUCAAACAUAACGGCCGAAUGUUUCGGUGGCAUGGAACCGAUCAUGCUGGAUGGGAAAUACUUUAAGCGGACGGACAUACAGGCGGACUAUGGCGUGUUUCUGGCACAGCAAAAGGAAGCUUUAAGGCAGCAUGGCGUACUGGUGGUGCGCAACUUGGAGGAUGUGCCGGCACGGGCGGCUCAAGCAUUUCAUACCAUCUGCGACACCCAGGAACCGUUGGUGGAUAGGGCAGUUAUUUAUCUUACGCUGGAUAUGUUAAAGGCUGCCGCCAAGCCCACACCUAGCAAACAGAGUGCUACAGCGGAGGCGGAAAAGUUGCUGCAUGAGUUGUGGAAAGAUGCGUUACAACCGGCGGUGCUACAGCCACUAAUUACCCGGCUAACAGAAAAUGUGUUUCGUAUCUUGUGA